This is a messenger RNA of Bradysia coprophila, 1156 nucleotides long. Its product is annotated as tRNA pseudouridine synthase-like 1. Gene Ontology annotation, biological process: tRNA pseudouridine synthesis. NCBI's taxonomy places the organism in Eukaryota, Metazoa, Arthropoda, Insecta, Diptera, Sciaridae. The record is from RefSeq and is a predicted model, not a curated record. Gene Ontology annotation, molecular function: pseudouridine synthase activity; RNA binding.
AAACAAAAACACGAUUUUAAACCAAAGAUUUUCAUAUUUUCUAAGGCAUUGCGGGAGAAGUCCAAUAACUAUUUUAAGUCAAAUUCCGGCUGUUCAACGGCUCUAUACUAGUUAAAUGUUAGUAUAAAUUGAUCAAAAUUUCCGUUAUUAUGUCUUACCGGUAUUUGUUGCACAUAGGUUAUAUCGGAACGAAUUUCAGAGGCAUAGCCAAAAAUCAAGUCGCCGGCAAUAGCGAAAUAAAGUCAAGUGUUCAAGGUGCGAUUGAAGCUGGCCUAACUUUAUUACGUCCCCUUAAUAACCCGAAUUUAGUGAUAUCAAGUCGUACCGAUGCCGGCGUUCACGCUCUGAAUUCUACUGUACACGUCGACCUGCACAGCAGGUCUGGAAAUCCAUUUACAGAAUCGUGGAUUACGUUUGUGUUGAACAAAUGUUUUGAUCGACAAAAUCAACAGAUUCGUGUGAACAAAACGGAAAUCGUCCCCGACACCUUCCACGCACGAUUCUCGGCAAAACGGCGAACUUAUUUGUAUCGUCUGGCUGUAGCAAAACGGACGGUCGCAUCGGAUGAGAAAGUCAAUUCGUUUGUGCCUAUCGACGAAAUUGAUCGUUGCUAUUUCGUCCAGGAUCCCAAAUUUGAUACGAAUUUGGCGCACAGAGCAGCUGAACUGAUUAAAGGGACACACGACUUCCGGACGUUCAUGGGAGUAACGCCACAAAAUCGAGUCCAUUCAUUUAGAACCGUUCGCUACAUUGAGUCAAUCGACAUAGAACCCGGAGAAUCCACUGGUAAUAUCUACACUAAAUCACUGGCAGACGAGACUUACAAUUACGUCAACAUUCGAGUAACUGGCCGGUCAUUUUUGAAUCGACAAGUCCGACGAAUAGUUGCAGUUAUUUUAGGCGUGGCACAGAAGCAUGUCACCACUCGCGAAGUAUAUGAAAUGCUAACAAUUCCAUCGAAACAUAAUUGGCCCUCGAGACUUGAAUGUGCACCGGCUCAUGGACUGUAUCUGUGCCAAGUACACUACGACGAUAAAGAUAAAGAAUUUCCAGUCAGUGAGUCGAAUCGUGCAAUCGAUCAAAUCGAUUCCGAAUCCCAACAGUGUAGAAAUGAGCUUCCUCACUGAGUUAACAAAGAAAAAGGGCCAACUGAAGC